Formica exsecta is the source of this 3643-nucleotide messenger RNA. RefSeq lists its product as uncharacterized. The record is from RefSeq and is a predicted model, not a curated record. NCBI's taxonomy places the organism in Eukaryota, Metazoa, Arthropoda, Insecta, Hymenoptera, Formicidae. The transcript has a single exon. Gene Ontology annotation, biological process: chemotaxis; neuronal signal transduction. The coding region runs from base 618 to 3632 and encodes 1004 amino acids. Gene Ontology annotation, molecular function: microtubule binding. Gene Ontology annotation, cellular component: nuclear membrane; rough endoplasmic reticulum membrane.
GGCCGCUUGUCACAGUGCCGUGCGCGUGACGCGUGUGCGAGGCUCGUUAUCGGCGCGCAGGUGUCUACGAUUUACGUCAAUCGGAGUGGAGCGAUCGCGACAGGUGGAGGAGGAUAUUCUCGCGAUAGAGAGAGACUCUUUCGGUUGGAGCGAUUACGGAGGGAAUGGAGAUACAUCGAUUUUCGCAUAAAGCUAACAGGAUCCUUUCGUGGCGAUCGAAUUGAGGGAUACCGAAAAUGAUCGAAAGCAUGUAAAUAUUACCCGGAGAACGUAAUCUUGACUCCCGUCACCGCCUACCUCUCCCCGUCGAGUCCCGUGUGUGCGCGCGCGCGCGCGCGUGCUUUGACCGUAUGCUCGGCGUGUCAUCGAUUUUUCGGCGAUUGUGUACGACCCGUGUCGCCGGUAGGAAUCGCGAACAGGAUUAUGAAGAGGAUCAACAUUCCCGCGGUUAGUAAGAGCGCGUAAAAAGAAUUACGUGCGUGCGUACGUACGCACGUACGCAAGCGAGCACGUCGCCGUCUCGUGCCGCGAAAGGAGAGAAAGCAACAGAGAAAAAGAGAGAGAGAGAGAGAGAGAGAGACAACGAGAACGCGAGCUAUCGACAGCGCGCGUCCAACAUGGCUACCGCCGGCAACAACGCGAAUGCCGGCAACGAGGCAGGGAACAGUAGCAGCAACGUGCCGCAAUGGAAACGCGACCUGAUACAACGUCGUCGUCAACAGAGCAAGGUCCUCGCCAACAACGGCGCGAGCGUCAAACUAUGUAGCGCGGUGAUCGGCACGUCGGGGAACGCGACAGCCUCGGAUGGGGUCAUCGAGCAGAACGCGUCAACGGUCCAGGAACAUUGCUCGAUCACCGGCACGCUCCGGAUGGCGCAACGUUUAACAACAACAACGAGCAGCGGCGAAGACACCGCGACGACCGUCGCGGUUUGCGGUGCCGGUGGCAGUAGUGGUGGUGGUGGUGGUGGUGGUAGUGGUGAUAAUUCUAGUAACGCGCUGCUCUCUCCCCCCUCCUCGUAUCCCGCGAGAAGGCCGCCGACCAGUGGCGCCACCAUCGUCGCCGGCGGUGCAACGGCGACGGUUGCCGACUUCGCGUCGUCAGUCGCGUACAACAUGCGUCUCGAGGCGGAUCUGUCGCUCUGCUCGGACGCGGAGGAUGUUGUGAACGGCGCGCCGAACAAGUUCGCGGACGAGCGGAAAUUUUCGGAUUACGCCGGUGACGAGAACGAGGAGACGGCGUCGAGAACGCCGGACGGUAAGCUGGUAAGAGCGAUCGCCAGGAUGAAUAACGAGAGUAACGCGUCGACGCAGCGCGGUGAAGUUCGCGCCAUUGUGACCGGGCGCGGGAAGGACAUUCUUGGUGGAAGCAUCAGGACGCUGAAGGAGUUGCCGCCGACGAGCGGUCGCCGCCACGUGUCCGGCGAGGACGCGGAGAGCGAUAGCUCCGAGGAGCUACAGUACGGUCCGGGAAUCGUAAAUAAGCUUAAGAGCAAGUAUCUUAACCUAACCUUGCGCGAGACGAACAAGAGCCGCGCAUCGGUACAGCGAUUCCGGCGGGCGGCAAGUCUCGAGGAUCUAUUGGACCGCGACGACGACGAGGCGUCCAGUCACGAGAAGCAAUCCGCUAUCGGUAGGAAAUAUACGAAGCGGAGCGGCGGUUUGACGGGCGGCGGCGGCGGCGGUGUCGUCGCACCGAAGACCGACAGGUACCGAAACGCCACCCGGGGCAAUGACUCGAUGAAGCGGGCGCGUAGCGUCGAGACCUUGAUGAGGUACAACAGCGUGACGACGGACGAGCCGAUUAUGCGCCAGCUUGUUCCGGUUACUCGACCGGCGACGAACGGCAUGCGCCAGGAGCCGGUCAAUGACCACAUUAUUCUCGUGGAUCGCACGUCCGUGAAGAUCGAGAAUCGUUUGGGCGAGCUCGAGCGGCCUAAACCGAUCAACAAGCCCAAGAGGAUCAAGCCGAUAUUGGCGGAAACGGAACGACCGCCACCGGAUCUAGUCAAGACCACGAUGAGGAUCUUCGAAGGCUCCGCGAAGAAGGUGAAGCCCAAGGGCGAGGUCGCCGCGAAGGUCGCCACUUUCAAGACCAUCAACGACACGUUCAAGGCGCAGAAGAAGCUGAUGCCGAAACCGCCGAUACAGCCCAAGCCCUUCAUCAACGGCGGCGCUCGCGCCGGUUCCGGGGGCCUCGUUUCUCCGAAGAAGAUUGUAUUGCCGCACAAGCCGACAGCGAAGCUGAUCGAGACGCAGGAUGGCAAGGAGGAGUUUCAUAUAGAUGGCGUGAUCACGGAACCGAUCGCGCAAUCGGUGUCCUCGGUGGUGAGCAAGUUCCAGCAGAUCGAAAAAUCGCAUUCGCCCUCGCCGUCACCGGAACCCUCGUGCUACAAGUUCAAGUUCUCGCCGGCGAACAGUCCCGAACCGCCGCAGAUGUAUAAGCCCAAGUCAGCCGCUCUCGAGAUCGUCGUCAAGUCACCGCCGGUCACGCCGGUACUUUCGCCGAGGAUCUUGUCGCCCAGAUUACAGAGCCCGCCUUCGCCGAUCAAGGACGCCACACAGGGCUCGCAGAGUCCCUCCUCACCCGUCAAGGACUCGAUCCGGGUUCAGAUCUCUAAUCCGUUCCACAAACCGCCACUGCCGAGUCCCAGGGAAUCCUCGAAGACCCCAGAACCGGAAUCGUUCAAAGUUCUUCGUCCGCAGAUCGAGAAGGAGCCUUCGAGGAUGAACAUCGAGAGUCAAGAAUCAUCCAUCAAAGCUGAACAAAAAGAGGACGCGAAAUCGAGUCGCGUAACGUCCAACGAUGAUGAAGAACAGGAGGUCGUCGACGGGCCGAGAACCAUCUCUAAGAUCGCUUUAGACAACAUCGGCAGAGCCGGCAUAACGAUGCAAUUCAACUUCGGCGACAAGCCCAUGACCGAUAAAAGUUAUCUACCGGGUGCGAAACAAAAUGGACAAAGAACAGCCGACGAACGAGUGCCGGAAGACGAUCAUUGCGCAAAAACGGAAUCCAAAAGCAAGACGAUUAUUCCGUCCGAUGCACCUGCCAGCGUCGUGAUGACCUCGGAGACGACAUACAGAUUACAAGAAAGACUUGGGUCCGAGAAGCUCGACGAUGGCAAGGUGGACGUCGAGGAGAAGCUGAUCGUGCCGGAGAGCAAACCCAUCGGCGCCAUCUGUAGUCUAGGCUUGAUCAAGACCACGACUACGACAACGGCAUAUCCGCAGAGCAACAACGAGGCGAAGACGAUAAGAUGCCAGCAGCAGAAGAGCGAGUUCUCGCCGCCCCAGAAGCAGAUCGGUAUCAUACGGCCGCUCGUUUCAACGCAGAAGACGCAGUAUCCGCAGAAUCUGAGCAAUCGCGAGCUCGAGAAGAACCUGAUCAAUCGAGUCAAGAGUAUCGAGCAGCCGACCAAAGUGGUAGUGAGCCUGAAGAGCGCCGACGAGAUACAGCCGGCGAAGAAGACGAGCGCGGGAGGUGGAGGAGGUCUCUGGGAUAAGAAGCCAUGGAACCAGCAAAACAAUACGAUGGUGUUCAACUUCAGCAACCGAAAGGACGUGCCGGAUUACAUUGAGAAUGACGGUCUCAUCAUCAGGAGAAAGCGGGAAAAGCCGAAGGUGAGUCAUUAAUUGCAUUCUUU